UCCCGGUAGUGAAAUAUCGCUCAUCACUAGUUGUAGUUAUUCAUAUCGUUUCAUCCCUAUCUCAAACUAAAAUGUCAACUUCAUAAAUUUACACCAAUUUGCCACACAAGCCUAUACAAAAUCAGAUUGAUCAUAAACCGAACUAGGGGCGUUAUAAGUAGCUUGAUUAGAAGCCGGGCCAAGUGCUUCAAAAAAAAGAAACAACAUAAAUUAUCAAACGAAGCAAAAUUGAGAAAAACUUCGUGUUUGGAACGCUUGGAUUUCUCUACCACUAUUUAAUCGGAUACAUAUUUCCGUAAAUAAAUUUUUUUUUUUUUUGAAAAUGAGAAAGGAAAAAGGUAAACCGCUUACGGAACUUUUGGAUAAUCUGCCAAAUCAUGGCGUCGGCCGACUAAUUAUUCGUGCCUCCGGUAAGGUAAAUCUUGAAGCACCCACCUAUAUGCGCAUUUUGGAAGUAGAUAUGAGCUCGCAAACGGUUCUAACGGGGAGGAGGGUAAAGAAAGGCGGUCAAAAAAUUGAUGUAAUAAAGAUACCAGUGAAGGUAGAAGACGUUCGGAACGGCAUCAUUUUCCCAAAACCAGUUAAUAUCAGCAGGUACAGCUAUUUGCAUGAUUUCGUUUUGGUAGCAGAAGACGAAGAAGAAAAGUUUUUAAGAAAUACCAAAACAGCAAAGGAAGUGGGUUAUUUCCAUUGGAAUUCUGCUCAAAGGAGACAUAUAAAGGAAAUGGUUGAAGGGGGUAUGUCAAAAGAGGAAGCUGAGCGAAGGGAAAAAGAAAGGAUAGUCCGAGAACGAGCUGUACAAGGUCGGCGCGUACAAUUCCCCAGGAAAGAACUUUCGGAACAGGAAAAGGAAAGAAUAGAGAGAACCAAAAGUGAAGUGAGUAAUUUUCACUGGAACUCUGCUCAAAGGAGACAUAUAAAGGAACUGGUUGCAGGGGGUAUGGCAAAAGAGGAAGCUGAGCGAAGGGAAAAAGAAAGGAUAGACCGAGAACGAGCUGCACAAGCUCAGCGCCAAAAACGCCAUAGGAAAGAAACUAUUCAAGAGGAUUUCGGAGAAUUUUCAGCACAACAAAAGGAAAGAAUAGAAAGAAUGGUUAAAAAUGGCAUGGAUCCUGAUAUAGCCAAACAAUUGGAAUGGGAAAAGAAAACAGCUUUGGAAGCAGCUGCUUAUAGCGGAUUAAAUGAAGCUGGAUCUGGUCGUAGCUGCGGUUUAAAAAGAUUCCAUGAACGAAACAAAUAAUGAAUGUGCAGUUGGCAGUGCAAAAGUCGCUAAAAUUGCUUAAAUUAGUACUACAUAGUAUAUAUAUAAAUAUGAAUUUUUUUUUUGUUUUGAAAGCAUGGUAUUAUCCGGCAGGGGUUGAAAAUCACUCGGCAGUGAAUUGCAGAACCUGUCGGAAUAUUUGAAAAUUUUCAAUAAAGGUUCGCCUCGGUACAC
This is a messenger RNA of Rhagoletis zephyria (snowberry fruit fly), 1435 nucleotides long. RefSeq names its product histone-lysine N-methyltransferase, H3 lysine-79 specific-like. NCBI's taxonomy places the organism in Eukaryota, Metazoa, Arthropoda, Insecta, Diptera, Tephritidae. Gene Ontology annotation, cellular component: mitochondrion. Gene Ontology annotation, molecular function: structural constituent of ribosome. The record is from RefSeq and is a predicted model, not a curated record.